Messenger RNA from Diaporthe citri, 339 nucleotides. RefSeq lists its product as uncharacterized. Bases 1 to 339 code for a protein of 112 amino acids. The transcript has 2 exons. The record is from RefSeq and is a predicted model, not a curated record. Gene Ontology annotation, cellular component: mitochondrial outer membrane. Gene Ontology annotation, biological process: mitochondrial outer membrane translocase complex assembly; protein insertion into mitochondrial outer membrane. NCBI's taxonomy places the organism in Eukaryota, Fungi, Ascomycota, Sordariomycetes, Diaporthales, Diaporthaceae.
AUGUCCACGUCCGACUCGUACGUGAUAUCCGACAUGGCCGCCUCAGAAAGCCACGACGAGGACCUCGACUCCCUGCCGUCGAUAUCCAGCGACCUGCUGAGCUCCGAGGCCAGCGAGAGCCCCAGCGACGCCCAGAAGGAGUGGGAGGAGAGCCUGGAGCAGAUCCAGCUGCUGCUGACCAUGGUCGUCGUGCCCUUCGCGGGCAAGUACCUGGGGAGGAAGUUUGCUUAUUGGAGCUGGGCACGGUACAUGGAGUGGGCACACAACGUUGAGAUACGAUGGACGAACAAGAACGCGUGGGCGGCCACGGGUGCUGCCGAGGCGGCUGCCACGUUAUGA